UUCUCACUCACACCCACAAAAAAAGAACAUCAUCAAACCUACCAAAAUCAGAGAAACAAAACCCCAAAAAAAAGAGAGAGGAGAAAAUAAUUGCAAAUUUCAAUAAAAAAAACUUUUUUUUUCGAAACCCAUUUGGGAAAAUCGAUCAAAGGAUCGAAAACAUUUCAGCAACAUUAAUGGAGAUCGAGUCGGUGACCUGCGAGUGUUGUGGGCUGAAAGAAGACUGUACGCAAGAUUACAUUAGCGAGGUGAAGGCCAACUUCGACGGCAAAUGGCUCUGUGGGCUCUGCUCGGAGGCCGUGAGAGAUGAGGUCACCCGCCGUGAGAUGACGUCAUCUGCGGCGGAGUCGGUUUCCCCGGUGGAGGAGGCUGUGAGGGCUCACAUGUCCUUCUGCGGGAAGUUCAAAACGAAUCCGGCGGUCCUUGUCGCCGACGGCAUGAGGCAGAUGCUACGGCGGCGUUCCGGCGAAUUGUCGGCGUCCCGGUCUCCGGCGACGGCGAAGAAGUUUGGAAGAUCUAACACCACGAAAUUGUACUGAUCUUUUUUUUUUUCCUCUUGUCGUAGCGUUUUGUUUUGCUCGGAAAAAAAAAAACGGGACUAAUGUAUAAUCUUCUUUGCUUCGGUUUCAUAUAAAAGAUUAUAUUAUCAAAAGUUA
Molecule: messenger RNA, 656 nt
Organism: Tarenaya hassleriana
Lineage: Eukaryota; Viridiplantae; Streptophyta; Magnoliopsida; Brassicales; Cleomaceae
Exons: 1
Coding region: 177-539 (120 amino acids)
Source: RefSeq, a predicted model, not a curated record